UAAAACUUGCCCGCGCUCCCUUGGCGGUGCGCCGCGUGCUGCGCAGGCGCGGAGGGCCCCUGGGAGCUGCUGACAUGGCCUGCGCCAACCCGGUGCCUAUACUCUACAAAUCUGUAAUUGAAGAUGUGAUUGAAGGAGUGAGGGCUCUGUUUGCUGAAGAAGGUGUAGAAGAACAAGUCUUAAAAGACUUGAAGCAGCUCUGGGAAACCAAGGUUUUGCAGUCUAAAGCAACAGAAGACUUCUUCAGAAAUAGCAGCCACUCACCUCUGUUCACCCUUCAGUUGCCACACAGCUUGCACCAAACAUUGCAGUCAUCAACAGCAUCAUUAGUUAUUCCUGCUGGUAGAUCUCUUCCAGGUUUUACCUCAGCAGAACUGGGCACCUCAAAUGCCAGUGGAAACUUUACUUUUCCUGGUUAUCCUAUUCAUGUACCAGCAGGUGUGACGCUACAGACUGCAUCUGGUCACCUUUAUAAAGUCAAUGUACCAAUUGUGGUGACACAGACUUCUGGAAGAGCAAGUGUUCUUCAGCAUCCAAUUCAGCAAGUAUUUCAGCAGCUUGGACAGCCUCCAAUAAUACAGACCGGUGUUCCACGAUUGAGCCCAUGUUCUUAUCAAGCAACUACUGAAAAAUCACAGAGAAUGGAAGCUGUGCUGCAGCAACCCACAGUUCUACUUGCUGGGCCAGUCAAUAGGAAACAGUUAGAAAAUUCCACCAGUGAUAUUUUUGUACCUCCUGGAAAUGAGCAUAAAAUCAUGUCUGAAGCUUUGUUGAGUCAGCAGGAAAGCUCUCAGUAUGCCAGUCUUCCAGGUGUUGGAUUUUCCUUACAGGUCUCUCAAAGAGAUUCUAAUAUGGAAUUCAGUGUUUCAGCUAGCAUGACUCAAAAGCUGCCUCAUGGGCCCCUCCCCACUGGCCCUCAGGGGGCUCUCCACCAGCACAUGACUGAUGUUCAGCUUCAUGUUCUUAAGAAUAAGAUGUACGGAUGUGAUUCUGUAAAGCAACCAGGAAGUAUAGAGGAACCCAACAGCCUACCUGUGUCAGAGAAGGUAUAGUCCUAUAUUCAG
Molecule: messenger RNA, 1064 nt
Organism: Galeopterus variegatus (Sunda flying lemur)
Lineage: Eukaryota; Metazoa; Chordata; Mammalia; Dermoptera; Cynocephalidae
Gene: GTF2A1L
Product: general transcription factor IIA, 1-like
Exons: 6
Coding region: 75-1052 (325 amino acids)
Biological process (GO): transcription by RNA polymerase II; transcription initiation at RNA polymerase II promoter
Cellular component (GO): transcription factor TFIIA complex
Source: RefSeq, a predicted model, not a curated record